Thalassophryne amazonica is the source of this 1841-nucleotide messenger RNA. RefSeq names its product choline kinase beta (gene chkb). Gene Ontology annotation, molecular function: ethanolamine kinase activity; choline kinase activity. NCBI's taxonomy places the organism in Eukaryota, Metazoa, Chordata, Actinopteri, Batrachoidiformes, Batrachoididae. The record is from RefSeq and is a predicted model, not a curated record. Gene Ontology annotation, biological process: phosphatidylethanolamine biosynthetic process; CDP-choline pathway. Gene Ontology annotation, cellular component: cytoplasm. The transcript is spliced from 12 exons. Bases 1 to 1500 code for a protein of 499 amino acids.
AUGUGUACCAACGAUGACAAACUGGAAGAAGAAGACGACGACGACGACGAAGAAGAAAGAAACUUAGGAGCUACAGAAGCCGUUGCGUUAUCUGGUUAUGUUGAGUUUUUUUUUUUUUUCGUUUUUAUCCGCUUCGCCCACGUACUGUGCUCACCGGUAACCCACUCUUCUGGGUUCACAGUUCUCUUUUCCCGGAAACUCAUGAUGCACACUCGUCGAGACGUGAGUGGCAGGAGCGGAGACGAAGCGACGCUUUUUCGCGGCGUUCCCGGUGUGACAGCCGAAAACGCCGGCAGUCCUCCGGCGGAUAAGAAGCAUCUGAGAGGCGCUGUUGAGAAAAAUCCGAGGACCGCCACUCUGGUUUUGGAGGAAAACUGCGACGAGGACUCUGAAGCAGAGUCGUUCCGGGGAGGAAGGACCGAGGAGGUGGAUCUGGACAUCAAAUGCAGAGCUUUUUCUUGGUGCAGGGACUUUCUGUCGGGGUCGUGGAAGACCGUCCAGUUAGAGGAUUUUCAAAUCUCUGUUGUCAGUGGUGGAUUAAGCAACCUGUUGUACCUCUGUACUUUGCCUGACCACGUGCACUGUGUGGGUGAGGAACCCCGGCAGGUACUUCUUCGAGUAUAUGGUGCCAUCCUCCAGGGUGUGGACUCACUGGUGUUGGAGAGCGUGAUGUUUGCUAUCCUGGCAGAACGAACUCUCGGACCAAAACUUUAUGGAAUCUUCCCUGAGGGGCGCAUCGAACAGUACUUUCCGAAUACCCGCAUGUGCACAGAUCAGCUUUCAGACCCGUCAAUAUCGGGUGAAAUUGCCACCAAGUUGGCACGUUUCCAUAAAAUGGUGAUGCCGUUUAACAAGGAGCCUAAGUGGCUGUUUCAGACCAUUGACAAAUACAUGGAUCAAGUUAUGAAACUUCAGUUUGUACGGGACACUCAUGUGAAGAAGUACAACAGGCUCAUGAAACUGGACCUGUGUGCGGAGCUGGGGAGUCUUCGUGCAUUGCUGGCAGAGACUAAGUCACCAGUGGUUUUCUGCCACAACGAUGUGCAGGAAGGUAACAUUCUGAUACUGGGAGAGCAGGACCAGACAUCAACAGGCAAACUCAUGUUGAUUGACUUUGAAUACAGCAGUUACAACUACCGGGGUUUUGAUUUUGGGAACCAUUUCUGUGAAUGGAUGUAUGAUUAUACAUAUGACCAGUGGCCCUUCUACAAAGUCACACCAGAGAACUACCCAACCAAAGAUCAACAGCUUCAUUUUAUUCGUAGCUAUUUAGCAGAACAGAAACAAUGCCCUGAAAUAACUCUGGACCAGACACAAAUUGAAGAGCAGAUGAUAACUGAAGCUAACAGGUAUGCUUUAGCCUCACACUUCCUCUGGGGCCUAUGGUCCAUCAUUCAAGCUAAGAUAUCAAAGAUCGAGUUUGGAUUCAUGGACUACGCCCAGUGUCGAUUUGAUGCCUACUUCAAGCAAAAAAAAGCUAGUCUCCGAAACUCCACCUGAAUCUUAACCAGAAUGUACAGUCAUGAGUAGGGUUGGGUAUCAAGAACCGGUUCUUUUCGGGUAUCAUUAAGAAAUGAUUUGAUCCACCGACAUCAAUAGCCUUUUUGCUUAACGAUUCCCUUAUCGGUCCUUCAGAGCGACUGUUGUUUUGGGGGGUGUUUGUUGGGGAAAUAAUCAUGUCUCUGUCGAUUACAGAACCCCUGCAGGGUUUGUAAUCAACCGUUUCUGCAGCGCGGUCUUCUUUGAAGCUUGAAGCAUUGAUCCAACUCGCUGCUUCGUGGUUCUUUGUUUUAUUUCACUUUAUCUUAAUUUUUUCCCCGCUUAAACCCCAAAGAGCAUAU